Messenger RNA from Cylicostephanus goldi, 441 nucleotides. NCBI's taxonomy places the organism in Eukaryota, Metazoa, Nematoda, Chromadorea, Rhabditida, Strongylidae. The record is from the annotation of a GenBank genome assembly.
AUGUACCGGGUGGUAGUCACCGGUAUGGGCGCAGUGACGCCAUAUGGUGCAGGAAUAGCUGCCCUGACCAAAGGCCUAAUGGAAGGCCGAUCUGCCUUGAAAUUCUCGGAGCAACUUGGAUUCGUGGUUGGUGCGAUUCCUGAAGGAUCAGCGGAUUUUGACCGAUGGAAUGCUGGACAGAAGCGAGAAAUGAGUCGGGCUAGUCAACUAGCCUUAUUAGCUGCUGAUGAGGCGAUGUCUUCGUCGAAGGCGGAAAAUCUGGACCACAAAGACACAUUAGUAAAUAUUGGUACAGGAGUGGCAGAUCUUAUGGAGAUAUACAAAACAGCAGGGUUGGUGCAAGGUGGCAAAUCAAGAAGAGUUUCACCAUACUUCGUGCCAAAAAUCCUAACCAACAUGCCGGCUGGAUAUGUAGCUAUGAAGUGGGUGCCUACACUUUAG